This is a messenger RNA of Trifolium pratense (red clover), 2612 nucleotides long. Its product is annotated as MACPF domain-containing protein At4g24290-like. Bases 371 to 2203 code for a protein of 610 amino acids. The transcript has 8 exons. Lineage: Eukaryota; Viridiplantae; Streptophyta; Magnoliopsida; Fabales; Fabaceae. Gene Ontology annotation, cellular component: plasma membrane. Gene Ontology annotation, biological process: regulation of salicylic acid mediated signaling pathway; plant-type hypersensitive response. The record is from RefSeq and is a predicted model, not a curated record.
AUUUUCAGUGUUAUAAGUUAAGCAUAAAAAACAUAUUUAGGAAUUAGAAGUGUAUCAAAAUUAGCAUUUCCCAGUUCAUUAAGAGUAUUAGAAUUUUUUUUUAUCCAAAAAAAAUGUCAACUUUUUAAAAAAUAAUAAAAUAAAAUGUGAAAUUGUGAGUCUUGUUUGCAUUUGCAGUCUUAUUUAUUAGUAUCUCUCUUCACAGGCUUCAUUUUUCUCUCACCAUUUAAUUCUAUUUAUUUUCCUUAAAAAUCAAAUCAAAUUUUUUAUUUUAAAUUUUAGGGUUUGGAAAUCUCAGACAGAAACAAGGCAAUUAGCCGCAAAAACAGUGAUUAGCUUUCAUGCACCGUUGAGAGUGAUGUGUUGAUUUAUGGCACCUAAAGAAGAUCAAGCUCAUAAAGCUGCUGAAAUUGCAAUUGGAUCGAUUGGGCGUGGAUAUGAUAUAUCUUCUGAUAUAAGGCUCAAGUUUUGUAAAGGAGAUUCGAUUAAUUCGCGUUUAAUUGAGAUAGAUGAAGAUGAUGUUAGAGAGGUGGUUUUACCUGGUGGAGUUUCAUUACCAAAUGUUUCCAAAUUAAUAAAGUGUGAUAAAGGGGAACGAACUAGGUUCAGGUCUGAUGUUCUGUCUUUUCAACAGAUGACAGAGCAGUUCAAUCAGGAGUUAUCUUUGACUGGCAAAAUUCCCUCGGGGCUUUUCAAUUCAAUGUUUGAAUUUUCUGGUAGUUGGCAGAAAGAUGCAGCGCAUACCAAGACCCUUGCUUUUGAUGGGGUGUUAAUUACACUUUACACUGUUGCAUUAGAGAAGUCUCAGAUGGUACUUUGCAACCAUGUUAAAAAAGCCGUACCAUCAUCAUGGGACCCGCCUGCAUUAGCAAGGUUUAUUGAUACCUUUGGUACCCAUAUUAUUGUUGGUAUGAAGAUGGGAGGAAAAGAUGUAAUAUAUUUGAAACAGCAGCACUCAUCAACUCUCCAACCUGCCGAUGUUCAGAAAAAAUUGAAAGAAAUGGCAGAUAAAAGGUUUUUGGAUACCAAUGGCCAAUUUAACGUAGCUUCUGAUCAAGUUUUCCCAAAUGGCAAGUUUGGAAUCAGGACGCAGAGGCUAACUUUUGCUAAUAUUAGUCCAUCAAGUUCUUAUUCAAAUAAAGAGGAUAUCGUAAGCUUUGGCAAGAGGAGAGGUGGAAGUGAUGACAAAAGUCUAUCACAUAAUGAGUGGUUGCAGACCGUUCAGUUGGAGCCUGAUGUGAUCUCAAUGUCCUUUAUUCCAAUUACCUCUCUAUUAAAUGGAGUUCCGGGGAGUGGAUUCUUGAGCCAUGCCAUAAACCUUUAUCUACGAUACAAACCACCAAUUGAAGAGCUCCACCAAUUCUUGGAAUUCCAGCUCCCAAGGCAGUGGGCACCUGUAUUCAGUGAACUUCCUCUUGGUCCGCAAUGGAAGCAACAGAGCUCUUCAUCUUUACAGUUUAGCUUCAUGGGGCCAAGGCUCUAUGUGAACACCAUACAGGUUGACGUAGGUAAGAGGCCAGUGACGGGUCUCCGUCUCUAUCUUGAAGGUAAGAAAAGCAACCGAUUGGCCAUCCAUAUGCAACACCUUUCAUCUCUUCCAAAAAUCUUCCAGCUUGAAGAUGAUUCAAAUGAAAAUUUUAGACGGAAGUCCUAUGAUAAAAAAUUCUAUGAGAAGGUUCAAUGGAAGAAUUUCUCUCAUGUGUGCACUGCUCCUGUGGAAUCCGAGGAGGAACUUUCAAUAGUAACUGGAGCACAAUUGCAAAUUGAAAAUUACGGCUUUAAAAAUAUACUCUUCUUAAGACUUAAAUUCUCAACUGUGUUGGGAGCUAAGGCGGUAAAACAUCCGGAGUGGGAUGGGUCUCCUGGGCUAGGAGCCAAGUCAGGACUCAUAUCCACUCUUAUUAGCCAACACUUCACAGGGGCUUUUCAGAAGCCGCCUCCACGUCCAGCGGAUGUUAAUAUAAAUUCAGCCGUUUAUCCUGGUGGCCCACCUGUUCCCGUCCAAGCUCCCAAGCUUCUAAAGUUUGUUGACACAACUGAGAUGACCAGAGGACCGCAAGAGACUCCUGGCUAUUGGGUUGUCACUGGAGCAAGACUUUUGGUUGAGAAGGGCAAAAUUUCUUUACGGGUAAAGUAUUCUUUGUUGACUAUGAUCUUACCGGAUGAUGAUGAUGAUGAUGAUGACAUGUUGGAUGACCAGUAGCUGACUUUGUUCUGCAUUAGGCCUUUCUUGCUUUCAUCAGCAGAACUAAGUGUUCAUUUUUUAGGAGGGAGAGGUUGGGAGAGGAGGGUAUUUGUCAUCAUGAUAAUUGGUUUUAGUUUUCCUAAUAAGGUAGGGUAGCCCUUUUACGGUGGUUAAAGCACAUGUGAAGUUCACAAAGAUAUACAUACAAUAGGGGGAUUUGUUGGAUGUCAAGGGAUUGAGUGCAGGGCUUCCCCCUAUUGAAAUUGUACUUUAAAUGUAGACUUAUACAUUCCAGAAAAAUGACUAGCUGAAUUAAUUCCACGGGUGUCUGCUGAAUUGUCUUCCUCUUGUUUUGAUUAGAUCACCAGGAGAAAUUAUGUUGCAAACACUAAUAUAUAUCAAUUUAAUACGUUAAAAUUUUACGCCA